GCGCCAGACGUACACGGUCUGCAGCGGCUGCAGCAACUGGGUGUACGACUGGAAGCUGCAGCGUUCGGGAGGCUGGUGCAACAAUUGCAACGACUACCUCAGCGGGUGGAGCGAGCAGCCGCCGUCUGCGGGCCGCAGCCAGCGAGGGGCUGGCAAACCCCCGUGGGCAAAGCAGCCCGUCACGUCGCCCGCGGACGAGGUGCAACACAUUAUUAACAAGUUCCAGCUGGGGAAGGGCGCCUACGCCACAGCCAAGGCCACGGUCGACCUUGGCCCGCUGCAGGCGCUCCAGGCUCAGCUCACUGCCAAGGCGCCGACGCCCGCGGAGAUCCCGAAGGCUAAGGCGCUCAGGCAGGCGAUCAGCAACAUGGACCAGAAGAAGGUGGCGCUGGCGAAGGCGACGAGCCAACUCGUGGAGGCGGAGCGCUGGCUCGGCGUCGCCAAGGAGAGGCACAACAAGGCGCUGGAGGAGGCAGCGGACGCGGAGGAGGAGCACGAGGCCAUCCUACGGGCGUACUCCAGCGAGGCCAUCCCCUCGCUGGACGAAGCAACGGCUAUGGAGUGGAAGGCGCCCGAGGUGGACCCCACGCUCUUCGACAACCUGGACGACUACGAGCCUGAGGAUAAGAACAAGCUACUCAAGUUCAGGUCGGAUCUGUCGUCCCUCGCGCAGCUGCUGGAGAGCGCCCAGAAGCAGUACACGGAGUUCACGGAGCUUAAGAAGCAGGCGGACGCCAUCCAUGCUUCCCACAAGGCGAAGAAGCGGAAGGCGAACACAGGCGAAGAGGCACCAGCAGCUGCACCUCCACCAGCAGCCGAUGGCGGCUCCAGUGCAACCGCUGGCUCUGCGGCGGCCAAGCAACCGUCAGAGGAAGAGGUGCAGCAGCGCAAGGACAGACUGGAGAGGAGCCUGCUCAAGCUGAAGGCGCUGCUGCUGCUGGUGGCCAUCGCCUUUAGCAAGGUGUUCUUCUCGAACAUCACGCAAUGGGGCCCCAAGGCCCACAAGUUCAUCAACGAGCAGGGCAACGACAUGGACAUCAUCAUGAUGUGCGAGACGCAUCUGGCGCAGGAUCAGAUGAAGCAGGUGAAGGUGGACGUGGCUAAGGACGGCUGGAAGUCGGCGGGCACAGCGGCGGUGCCCACGAAGCGCUCGGCGGACGGGACCUCGGGCGGUGAGCUUAUCCUGGUCAAGUCCCACAUCGCCUGCUCCACCUACGACACCAUCAGAGAGAGGCUGCAGAACGACGGGAAGAAGGACCCCUUCUACGGCUUCACGGCGGUGAAUCUCCACACCAAGGCGGGCAACGUGGUCUUGGUCUCAGCAUACUGGCUACCAGGAGCUGGUCUUCACGGACCCAAUCGAGAGAGGGUCCGAGCGCUGGCAGGAUUCGUGAAGGCGCUGGCGGACCCGUGGGUGGUCCUGGCGGACUGGAACGUCACCUUCGCGGACAUCGCCAAGACGGGCUACGUGCAGCAGAUCGGCGGAGCGCUGGUCAAGCCAGACGUGGAGGUCACCUGCGACAAGGGGAAGGGCAGUCUGAUCGACUACGGCAUCGCUAGGAAGGACUUCGCGCACAAGGUCAAGCUGGAGGCAGUCCGCACGGAGCAGGCCACGAUCGAGGAAGCGGAGUCUGAGAAGAAGGUUAAGGACUUCUACAUCACAGAUGAGACUUGGACGGCGGCGGUGGCGACG
Prorocentrum cordatum is the source of this 1693-nucleotide messenger RNA. The record is from the annotation of a GenBank genome assembly. NCBI's taxonomy places the organism in Eukaryota, Dinophyceae, Prorocentrales, Prorocentraceae.